Molecule: messenger RNA, 5188 nt
Organism: Grus americana (Whooping crane)
Lineage: Eukaryota; Metazoa; Chordata; Aves; Gruiformes; Gruidae
Gene: C21H1orf167
Product: chromosome 21 C1orf167 homolog
Exons: 21
Coding region: 590-4861 (1423 amino acids)
Source: RefSeq, a predicted model, not a curated record
GGAGCUGCCAGCCGUCAACCUCAAGCAAAGAAACAUUCAGAAGAACGUGAAUAUUGAUCUGUAUUUGGGCACUAGAAGUCAAGUAGAUGUUUCUCAUCGCUGGCUUGAGGCUGCGGCAUUCAGUGUAACUCCCAGCCAGAAAGCAGAACAAGGCCAGCUGUGUACUGCACCUUUGUCAGCUGGGAAGAGAGAUCCCACUCUGAGACAGACUAAUCUCUCCUGCCCUUCUCAGCCAUUCCGGGACACCACCAGUCAGAUCUCCAGUUCCUGCUUCCUGCAGCAGAAUAAUCUCUGCUCUAGGCUACAGCAGCAGCACAGCUCUAAGUGUGUGGCUGAUAGGAUUCCCCAUCUUGCUUUGCCAGGGCUCCCUGCUGUGAAUCUCCCUCAGAGACACUCACGCCUUGAGGCUUAUAGUUUAGAAGGGAGAAGAAAUGAGAGUAUUGACUUUCCUCAACAACACCAUCAGAAAGCAAAGGCAGCUGGUAGCUGCUCCAUACACACUGCUUGCCAUCACUGUUUAGAAAGUAGGAACAAGAAUAGUGACUAUCCAGUGGAAAAACAACAGCAUCAGCCUCCUGCUGCUUCUUGUAUGGAUCCUGUGAACCCUUUGCUGCUCAAUGCACGUUUGUCAUCUCAUACUGCAGAUUCCCCUCUUAGGCAUGAAUUAGUGGUGUGUCCCUCUUCACAGAGCUGUAGUGAAGGCGUGAAUGCUUGUGGUAGUUCAGCCCUGUCCUUGGGGGAUCUAGAUCCAUCUAGUUUGGAGUCACUUCAGUCACUUUUGCAAUCCUCACAGAUUUCUGCUAGCUUGUACUGUUCAAUCCAGAGGCUUAAGCAAGAAAGUGCUUUGAUGGGGAUAUGGGGCUCCCUCCCUCUGGAGCCCAAGUCUUCUCCAGUCAGUGGCAGUUUGUGCUUUGCUCCUGAUGAUUCGGCUCCUAGUAUCCUGAGCGCAGGAGAACAGCUAGCUGGAGUAAAGACCAGUGCUGCUGCGGCAAGAUUGAAAUGGGGUGUCCCAUUUGCUAAAGACUGGAGCCUUAGUGCAGUGACAGGGGACUUCAGUCGUGCAGAACCUCUCUCUGUCUCUCACAGAUACAGAUACAUUGAGUCAAACACCUGGAGAACAAAAAUUUCAGGUGACAUCCAGCCAGAAACUCUUGCUUCUGGGGUGGGCUCUGGCAGGCCGGUGGAUACAGAAGCAGAUUCCUCCUACAAGUGCUCCCCUUACUUCAGAUGCCAGUGCCAGGCAAAACCAACUCUGGAAACUGGUGGUCAUGAUGUUCACACAAAAAGUCAUUCCCCUGAAAAGGUUCUUAAAGGAGAAGAGACAUCUCAUGGGGCAUCCCCAUGUGCUGUAUCUUGGAAGGAAGACUUUCCAGCCAGUCUGUAUCCAGAGGGUCUGCAGGUGUCACUGGAGACAGAUUUGGGAGGGGCUCAGAUGAACGUUGGUGUAGCCAUGUAUGGGACUCCAAGGGAAGUGUGUGUGAGAGUCACUUCUCCUCCUGGAGAUAAAGAGUUUAGACCAGUCCAGCAGCUUAGUAUUGAAUCUGUAGAAGUCAACAACUCUGAACCUCAUGCUAAGUCCAGCAAAGAGUCAGAAGAGGUAUGUAACUCCAGAUCACGAGCAGCCAGAAGAACGGCUGUGGUGGGCAGCAGCCAGUCCAGCCCUUUCAGUAUUCAGGUUGCAGAGGGCAUAGAUUGUAUGAAUGUGAGCAGAGAAGGAAGGAGAAACAAAUACUCCCAUCAAAGCAGCUGGGGGAAUUGUGAAGCUGAUGCCAAUCUCGGCCAGUCUGAAGAACCUUCUGUGGAGAGGAGUGCUGAAGAACCACAGUGUUGUGAAGAAGGGAGCCAGACGCAGGUCUCAGAGAACAGUUUCUGGUCAUUGAAGGUGAAUGAGCAAAGUUUCCAGCACUUGUGUGACAGACAAAUGCUAACUAGGUGUUUCCAAGCAUGGAAGGGACACAUCCUCUGGAAAAGGGCUGCAGCCAGGCAGCUUUACAGACAGCAACUGCUUCGGAAGGGCCUUGAUGCUUUGCAGUGGGCUGUGCAUGAGAGGAGGAUGCAGCUGGAGGUAGCCCAGCAGAGACAUGCCUCGGCUCUGCUAGCUGUCAGCUUCCGCAGGUGGAAGGAAGCUGUGACAAAACAGAGCAAGAAGCAAGCUCCGCAGCCUGAGCCACAUUCUUAUACCCAAAGUUCAUCAGUGGGGUUUUUUGGAGUAGGAAGAUUAGCAACUAUGACAACCUCAGCUCAGCAUCAGCUUACAGUAGGAUACUCAAAGGAAGCUGAGCAGGCUUGUAGGGUGGAGGGAGAACUGUGGACACACCUUCAUCGUAAGCAGAGAGGAGAUGAGCUCUUCUGGAGAGCUCAAGCAAUCAGAGAUAUGAGACGGCUAGCUGCAGCUUUCAGACUGUGGCGCCUGCAGAAGGAGCUGCUGAGCAGAGAGGAAGCCAGGCUUUUGGAAGCCCGUGCUCUGCUGGAAAAGCAGCGGUUACGAAAUGUUUUCUGGGUGUGGCGUUCCCGAUGCUUGGAAAUGGAACAGAUUUUAGCACUGACAACUCGGAUCCAAAAAAACUUGGUCUCCCGGUACUUCAGUGCAUGGAAGGAGACUGUUGAGCAGAAGGCACUUCACAGGUGCAACCUGGCCCAUCUCAAAGCAGUAUCACUGAGGAAAUACUUCCAGCAGUGGGUUCAGAUGCUGCAGGUCAGAGAAGGCAAUAAGCAAGCAAUGGUGAACUACUUCCUUCUACAAUGGAGGCAGCAUUAUGGACCAGUUAGAAGCUCAGUAGCUGACAAGACUGCAACAGAGAGGCAUGAAGAUCAACCAUUGUGGACUGUAGAGAGACGGUUUCCUGAGAAAACAGGCUGCUGUCUUGAUGACUUCUGCCAAAAGGUGAAGCUCCAGAGAGUGUAUCUGCUGUGGAAAGCAAGGCUGUGCGAGCAUCAUAAAGCUGAUUCUUUUUCUCAGGGUUUGGAGCAGUGUAGACUCAGAAAAGCUCUGAAAUUAUGGCACCAAAAGUGUCUCAUGCUGAAGACAAUUGAACAAAGCUGUAAGCACUCGCACAGGACUGUCUAUGAGGAACCUCUUACCAUGCUGUUUUCUGAGGAACUCUCAACAUCUUCUGGCUUUGACAGCAGUGCUCCAGCUACUCUGGCCUCUCAAAGCUCAUUGGAAAAGGAAUACAGUUUUAGUGACAGCAGCCAGCAGAGCUUCUCCUCUCUUCUGACUGCUGAGGAUGUCACACACAUGCCAUAUUACAGUUCUUUCCUGCAACUACACCAAUGCGCAGAGCUGCCAGCUGAGCUGGGUGGGGAGCUGUAUUUGCAGGCCUCCUUUCCUCCACGGAGUACUAGAUCUGGAAGGAAUUGGAUUGUGGGAAGUCAGUUCCAGUCUUUGGCACUGCAGAGUCCAGACAGUAAUGUCCAGCCUCUCACCAGUUACUCUACAUGGGAAGAGGACUACAGUUCUGACAAGGAGGUGAAGAGUUGCUGGCACCAAGCAGAGAAAUGCUGCCUGCAGAGGUACUUCAUUGUCUGGGCAGCUAGGACUCAGCAACUUGUAAAGGCCCAGCAGUACUGCAGGCUUGUUCAGCUGUCUCGAGCCAUUCUCAGCUGGCACCACUGGGUUGUGGAAAAUAAGAACCGAAAAGCAGCAGCAGCCCUAAAACAUCGAAUUCAUUGUUGCCAGAUGGCUUUCAGACUCUGGAAGAAGAGACUGGCCCAGAAAGUGGAAGCUGACCAGAGAUUCAGGUGUCACAUUUACCAGAUGACUGCUGAUGCUCUGUGGCGUUGGCAUUCCUGCUGGCAAAGGAAGCGUGCCUUGAGAGAGCUGCAGCAGCGCUGGGCUCAGCACAGCUGCCAAGAGAAGAAGAGGUUGGUCCUGCAGACAUGGUAUUGCCAAACAAGGAAGCAGAAAUAUGCUGCUUUAUUCUGGGAACGUCUUCUCCUGCACAGGUGCCUUGUUGCCUGGGCCCAGGUCACUGCUUGUAGACUGAGGCAGCACGAAGCCCUCUCUUGUUUUAAAAGGGUCACAGAGCACCGUCUCCUAGUUGUGAGCUUUACUGAGUGGAGGGUGAAAUUCUUGAAAGCUGAACAGCGUGUGCCAGGAGAGAGAAACCAGAAGUGGCAGGAACCCUCUCAGGGUAAAGCCUGUCACCGCUGGCGAUUGGCCUCAAGGGGACAGCAAGCCCUGCGCCUAGGAUCUGUGGCUACCGUAAAACAGGCCUGCAACUACUGGACAAAAGCAGCUGCCUUUUCCCAGUGCUCACGACUGUGCAGUACCCUGAUAGGUGCUAGGAAGAGCAGGAAGAUGUCUCUGUCUUGGUCCAUGAAAAGCAGAAGAGGCAGAGAAAAAGCUUCAGCACCAGCUGCCCCUCUUGGGCUUUUUCCCAGUGCCAUUCACCGCUGGCUGGUGAUCUACAGAAACCAAAACAGGGCUGAAAGGCUGCUGCUCCCUCACCUGGCUGAGAGACCUGGUGUGGUAGGACCCUCUCCUGCACAUGCAAGUGUCCAGGAGAACAAAGCAGAGGUGGACUUGGAGGAGUGGGAUGAGACGUGGCUUGCGAGGAAGUAUCUGAGGUGGUGGCAUCGCACAGUGAUACUUCGUCAGUGCCAGCGUGAGAGGAGACUGCACUGUCUGGCAAGGGGUUGGCAUCAGUGGAAAGAAGCUAGCGGGGUGGUGAUACUGGCUCAGGUGUUGCACCAGCAGUGGCUGAUAGAAAAGGCCUGGAGGGUGUGGAGACGACGACAUUUGCAAAGCUGCGUGGCACAGAAUUUUUUGGAGGAGGAAGCCAGGAGCCUGCUGUCUCAGGCCUUUGGAAGGUGGCGCCAGCUAACAGCGUUCCAGCUCAAGGACAAAGGACACUGCUGAAUGGUGGGGGCCUGCCUGCAGCUGCUGCUCAUUUCAGGACAGUGGAGGAUACAGCUGGCUGUCACAACAAAGAGCUGGUCCUGUGCAAUCAAGAAAGCCAACAUGCUGCUCACGUGAUAAAAGCAGUGCUGCAGGCCAGAAGCACAAUAGCCAAAGGACAACAAGGAAGAGCUGGUACUUAGUGAAAGGUCCUCUUUAAAGGACUCAUCCUACCUCCCUAGAGGCACAAACUGAGAAGUUAUUCCCUUUUGCUGUGAGGUUGCAUUCCCUUUCCCUCUGGACCCUGAUUUUGCUGGAAUUCUGAUUAAAGGUCAAAACCCCACCUUA